GCAUCCGAACCUGCAGUCAAGUGUGCCUCGCAAGUCGUGAGCAGCUCGCAGAAGUCGUUCAGCCUCUCGCAGAAACCAAGCUGAUACCUGCGCCUGCUAGCCUACGGGACUCGUCCAAACCUCGAGACAUCAGCGCUCGUCCGUCCGUCCCGAGAUUCCCCAACGCCGAGCGCUGCAGUCAUGACGAGGACGCAGCAGCGCUCGCCCAGCUUUCCGGUCCUCUUCCUUGUGGUCCUCAUCGCUGGGAUAGCUUCGUCGGGUCCCUCCACACCACGCAGGAGCAGAGUCCGACGGCAGAACAUGAAGGUCCGCAUCAACGCCACAGGUGACACCAUCGUGAUGAAGUUUGUACGUCCCAACGCCGACACCAAGCUGGAGGGCUACAUCCUGGGCUACGGCAGCAGCAUGUUCUCCAAACAGUUUAUUCCUCUACCGGAGAACGGGAAGCCUUACGAGACCGAAUUUGACGCGGAGCCCAAGUACCUUAUCGCCGUCCAGCCCAUCCCAACCAACGACGUCAAAAAGCACUGCACGGGGAAAGUGGAAUUGGAGAAGCCACUCCACCUGGUUAUCGGGUCGGUAACGCCCACCUCAGUUCUGCUCUCCUGGGGGACCCUACUGAAGACCCCCUACGAAGGCAACAUCAUGAACGACUGUCUCGAGGAUGGACACUACACAGUGCGUUAUAGGGAGAGGAACAGGAAGUGGAACUACCAGACCUGCCCGACGAGCGACACGGUCAUUGACAAUCUCAAACCCAACGCGGUUUACGAGUUCGGGGUCCAGCCCAGCUCGAAGGACAAGACCGGAUCGUGGAGCAAGCCCGUCAUCCACAACAUCAGCUCGGGGGUUGUUCAAGAGAAAGUCAUCAGGAAAAUCUUCAAACGCCCCAUGAGCCCUGUGAAACCCCAAGCACAAGGUCCUCACUUCCCCUUUACUCCUCGUCAUGUUCUUCCCAAUAGGACGCAGGGCAGACUACCCCUCUCCCGCCACAUAACCCCAAAGACAACGCUCGCUCCCACCACAACUACUAGACAGGAACCUCUGUCUACCCCCGGACCUGCGACACCUGCGACUACCAAACAGCCAAUUGGAGGAGGCCUCUCCAAAUCUGUCAUUUCUCCUUUCUACGAGGUCCCUUUAGUUCCUAAUCUCCAACUUCCACUUCAGAUUACAGCGCCAACAUCUUCUGUAUCAGUCCCAAAGCAAAAUGGUGGACAAUCUCAAAGUCAUCCCCCACUUCCAUUAAAUCUCCACCAACCACCAACACAAUCCAAGCCCAGACCACAACAACCCCAAACAGGUUCGAAGCCAACAGCCCAUUUUCUUCAACAUCAAUUAGCAUUCCAACCUAUACCCCAAAGUGAAUCAUAUUCAGAUCUAGAGCUAGAGUUGCACCCUAUAACACAUAACCCAAUUCCAACACACUACCAUCAAACAUCCCAACCUACACCCAAAGCUCAACCCCAGUCAGAAACCAGAUCGACACCCAAGAUCCAGACAAAAUCGAAAACUCAGACAAAACCACAACCACUAUCACAGCCUCAAACCACAAGUCAGCCUGAACCAAGACAUCCUCCAAUAACCCAGUCUAUACACCCAACACAAUUAACAACAAAGCCUGCCGAUGAGGCACAUCCAAAAACAUCUCAACCGACUAAACGACAUCAAACUCAAAGGCAACAAAUUCAAACAAUACCUCACGUCCUACCUAAACAACCAUCUCAAUCUUCAAUGGAGCCACAAAUCCAAACAACAUCUGAAUCAAUGAUCCAUUUUCAGACAACAUUCCAGCCCUUCACGCAACUAAAAAACUCUACGCAUGCUCGUCCAAGCACAAAAAAACAGUUCAAAGUUCAAUCAACAUUAAAACCAAGGACUCACUCUUUGAUCCCCAUGACACAACCUCUAUUUAAGAAAACGGCCCGGCCUGAAACACACUCCCAACCAAAAACACAGCCAGGUCAGCCGGCCAAGUCUCAAAACCAACCCAUCACCGGACACCAUAAUAUUAACCAACCACAACCUUUAGGUAGGGCCCAGCCACAGCCCCAGUCUCAUCCUUUGUCCGAUACCCUACCCCAAAGGAAACCUGCUUCCAAAUUCCCAUCAACGGCACAAAGUCUGCCCCAAUCUGAACCACGAACCAAGGCAAAUCUUGCAUCAACGUCCCAAGCAGAACUGCAACCUGGAAUUGAGAUUCUGCCUCAGGACAGGAUUCACUCUGGCCCUGUAGAGGUCCCUCCAUUGCAGGCAGUUCCCACCGCUCCUAGUCCACGGGAGAAGGGAAAGCCUCUGCCAAUCCCAGCCCCGGCUGCAGAGAAGCCUGAUAAUUACAAUCUUGGUACCACCAACCGGAGAGUCGAGACCCCUCGUCCCCCAACUAGCUCCUCAGCUAUUCAGGCAGGAAGAAACACAACAUUUUCACGCAUAAAGCCUCCUCCUCAAUUGCCUCGCAAUGGCGUCAGAUCAUUCUCCACCUCCUCCCACAGCUCCAGGAUCUCUGGGGCUCAUCAUAGGAGCAAUGCUCUCCCUAAACCUGGAGCAUGGUCCAAAGAGAAACCUGUUCUGCGCCAAUCUGUUCCCGUCAACAAGCGACCCAACUUGGUGGGGAUGCCGAACGACCACGAUAAACCCAUGGACCUCAAACAAGGCGACAAGGAGUCCAUCUUGAAGCCUUUCCCUUUGGUCACAUCCAAGCCGAAGCAGGAUCGUCGACAGCAGACAGCCACCACUACCCCGUCAUUAAAUAGCAGCCGCUUUGACAUCAAUGAAAAUUCCUCCAUAUUCAGGCCCCUGCCCGCAUCCGAUGUGGACAUUAUGGGCAAGAAGCGCUAUGUGGCUCCUCACGUCAUCUACAAAACCGAUAAGAAGCCAGACGAGCCGUGUUCAAUCACGUCCUCCCUGGCGUACUUCCCAGACGACGAGGACGGCGGUGAUCAGAACGUGACGGCUGCUCCCCGUAUCCCGCCCUCCAACCUCACCGUGGUCACAGUCGAAGGGUGCCCGUCCUUCGUCAUCCUCGACUGGCAGAAAUCUGAUAACGAAACCAGAGAGUAUGAGGUCGUGUCAACAGCUAAAGGGCCCAAUGGAGAGGAAGUGUCCAUAUUGACAACAACAAACCAGACACACACCGCAGUGGAGAAUCUAAAACCAGAAAGCAGUUACGAGUUCAAAGUGACACCAAAGAACGAGCUGGGAACGGGACCGUCCAGCGAGCCUGUGUCGUUUAACACCGAGUCAGCGGACCCUCGAGUGAGUGAAAACGUUUCAGGAAAAGAUGCCAUCUGGACACAGUUCCCAUUUAAGACAGACGCCUACUCCGAAUGCAACGGGAAGCAAUACGUGAAGAGGACGUGGUACCGAAAGUUUGUGGGCAUCCAGCUGUGCAACUCCCUGAGAUAUAAGAUCUACCUUAGUGAUUCACUCAAUGGGAAGUUUUACAACAUCGGAGAUCAAUCAGGUCACGGCGAGGACCACUGCCAGUUUGUGGACUCCUUCCUGGACGGGCGGACUGGGACGCAGCUGUUUGCUGACCAAUUACCAUCCAGGCCAGGUUACCUCCGAGCGCUGAGACAAGAGCCGGUUAGCUUUGGUGAGAUUGGGGGCAAGUCGCAUGUGACUUACGUGGGAUGGUACGAAUGCGGCACGCCCAUUCCCGGCAAGUGGUAACACCUCUAAUGCAGUCCCGAAGGUCUGGAAGAAGAGUACCAAAGGCGCCUAACCUGAAGAGAGUUGGGCUUCUUUUCCAUGUUACCAUAAAUCAAGGGUGGACAACCUCCCCCCCCCCCCCCCCCCCCAUCUAGACAGUCCUCCACAGGCCACACUAAAUUGAUUAAACAAACGUUUAUUAUUAUAUAUUAUUAGCAUUUGUUGGUUAGAUGUUCCGCUGAGGUUUUGUUUUUAGAAUUACAUGGUGGGCUGGAUUAAAUGCUAUCGCGGGCUACAUAGGCCUCACAAGAUGUAGGUUCCCAGCCCCUGCCAUAGACACUGUAGAAUUGCUACGAGGUAUGAACGGGUUCAGGAAACAAAUUCCCGAUGUUGUUAAAGUGUCAAAAUGGAUGCGCGAGUGGCCAAAAUGUUGAUUAUAUAGUCAUUGUUCUGAAAAUUGUUGGGAAGCUGGCUCCCAAAAUGUAUGAUACUAUUUAUCAAGGGAUCGUUACAGGAUUAUAGUGCGUGCUGGUACAUUCCAGAGGACAUAGAUUUGCAUGGCUAUAAACACACACACACAUUGGUCAUUUGUAUAGAGAAACAAGGUGCCACUCAUAUAAUGAUUGUACAGUUGGACAAUGUAAAAUACAAGCACACAUGACACAUGCGAGACGGACCGCUUGCUGUUCCUGAGGAACUGCUAGCAGUUGCAGUUUGCACAGUAUUAUACUUUUGUUUAUAUAUGUAUAUGGCGUGAAAUAUUUUGUGUCUUCCAGGGAUAGUUUGUUUGCUAGAAGGUUGUCGAAGUGCAAAUUGUUGGUGAAAAACAAAGAGCCUCUAUAUGAUGUCGUUUUGGAAUGCUAACUUUUCGCCAAUAAUGCUAUUCCAUAAGAAAUCGAUUUGUUGAAACAUUUUGCUCACUGUACAUAAUUUUCCCAUUAUUUCUUAAGGAUACGUUUGCGUUGCAACAUGUAAACUGUAUUUCAGCAUUAAAUCUUGUUUUGAUAUUAA
This is a messenger RNA of Phycodurus eques (leafy seadragon), 4662 nucleotides long. RefSeq names its product target of Nesh-SH3 (gene abi3bpa). The coding region runs from base 181 to 3672 and encodes 1163 amino acids. The transcript is spliced from 23 exons. Gene Ontology annotation, molecular function: protein binding. Lineage: Eukaryota; Metazoa; Chordata; Actinopteri; Syngnathiformes; Syngnathidae. Gene Ontology annotation, biological process: positive regulation of cell-substrate adhesion; extracellular matrix organization. The record is from RefSeq and is a predicted model, not a curated record.